UUUUUCUCUUUCUUUUUCUUUCUCUCCAAACAGAACAAAAGUACUUCUCUCUCCUCUUCUCAUCUCAAUCUCAAUCUCAUCUCAUCUCAACAAAUACAUACACGUAUUUUUAUUUUCAUUUUAUAUAUAUUUUUCUCCCCAUCAAUCUCUGUUUCUAAACAUUUUCUUCUAUAUAUCUAUCUAUCUCUAUAUAUACACACAGAUCUCCGCAUUCGUUUUUCUCUCUUAUUUCUCUAUCAGCUUCAUUACCCAGACCACCCUGAACCAAGCCUAAGCGAAUAAUAGAGAGAGAGAAAGAGAGAGAUAAGAAAAGGAUUUUGAUUGAUUUUUGAUACCAAACAAAGGGAUAUUUCAGAUAUGGGUUCGGUUUCACCUGAACUCAGCUUGGAUUUUAGACCAACUUUUCUACCCAAAACCGUCACUGAUUUUCUCAGAGAGGUGUCGAUGAUCGGAAACGUUUCUGAUAAGGUUUCUAAACUUGACGCCUUUGUCAAGGGAUUGGAAGAGGAAAUGAAAAAGAUCGAUGCCUUUAAACGCGAGCUUCCGCUUUGUAUGCUCCUCUUGAACGAUGCAAUUGUAGCAUUGAAGGAAGAAUUAAUGCAAUGUAUAUCAUCAAAGAAUGUGCAACCAGUUUUGGAGGAAUUUAUUCCCUUGAAGAAGAGUAGUUCUGAGGAUGAAGAUGAAGAGAUUCCAGCAGUUAAAAAGGAAAAAGAUUCUAGUAAAGAUAACAAGAAAAAUUGGAUGAGCUCUGUGCAGCUCUGGAACACUGAUGAUCAUCAAACUACUGAUCCCAUUGUUGAUCUCAAACAGAAUACGAAUCUAAAAUUUAAGAGAAAUGAAGAAGAGAAUCUAUUCCAGGGCUGUAAAAGCAGGACUGAAGCAAGGGCAUUUAUGCCAUUCAAAGCAUAUCCUGGUUUUGUUAGGAAGGAAGACAAAGAGGAAUUGCCUGCUCAUGGGUUGUCUCUUGUUACUCCUGGAAUAAAGAAUCCGAGAGAGGAUACAGGAUCUAGUGGUUCGAGAACGAGUUGUAGCAAAUCAGUUUCGUCUUCUGCUCCUAAUGCAAGGACGACAGGGCCGCAGCCACCACACCAGCAGACUACCAGGAAGCAGAGGAGAUGCUGGUCCCCUGAGUUGCAUCGGCGGUUUGUUAAUGCCUUGCAGCAACUUGGAGGCUCACAAGCUGCCACUCCAAAGCAGAUUCGAGAACUUAUGCAAGUUGAUGGCUUGACCAACGACGAAGUGAAGAGUCAUUUGCAGAAAUACCGACUUCAUACUCGUAGAGUACCACCUACUACUACAGCUGCUCCUGCAAACCAAUCCGUAGUUGUUUUGGGGAGUUUGUGGAUGUCCCAGGAUCAGUAUGGUGACUCCUCAAAGGGCAGUUCUCAGUCUGGUUCUCCUCAAGGUCCUCUCCAGUUAGGCGGGAACACAGGAGGGACCUCUACAACAGGAGGUGAUAGCAUGGAAGAUGACGAAGAUGCAAAAUCCGAGGGAUAUAGCUGGAAAAGUCAUAUUAGCAAACCUGGAAAAGAUGAUGUAUAGAGUGUAUCCACAAUGAAUUUUGCAGAUAAAAAGUAUACAUGGGAGGAAUUUUAUGAACUAUAUAACAAUAAUUAUAUAAUAUAUAAAGGAGAAGGAUCUUUCGAGAGAGAGAGAGAGAGAGAGGCUGUUAAAUUUUGCAGGGUUAGCUUUUCUUCUGUAUUGAAUCUGAGUUUUGUUUUCCCGGAAUUGAUAUAAGGAUUCUAAAAUGCUCCAUGUUUUUAUGGAUGAAA
Pistacia vera is the source of this 1772-nucleotide messenger RNA. RefSeq names its product transcription factor HHO6-like. Gene Ontology annotation, biological process: regulation of DNA-templated transcription. Bases 358 to 1542 code for a protein of 394 amino acids. Lineage: Eukaryota; Viridiplantae; Streptophyta; Magnoliopsida; Sapindales; Anacardiaceae. The record is from RefSeq and is a predicted model, not a curated record. Gene Ontology annotation, molecular function: DNA binding; DNA-binding transcription factor activity. The transcript is spliced from 5 exons.